AUGGAUAAUCUUGACGAAUAUGAUCACCAAGCCAUAAUAAUAUGGUAUUGUCAAGAAUAUUAUUACCAUGGAAUGUAUCAGCAAGCAAAGCAAGCAUCCCACGAUUAUCCUAACAAUGAAAACAUUAAAAUACUACUAGCAGUGUCUUAUUUACUAACAAAUCAUACCGAAGAAGCUUUGCAAUUAGUAACAGACUUAAUUAGCCAUGAUGAUACGACAUUACCAGCUUUGUUGAUCCAAAGUUACGUUUACCGAUCGAAUAAUAAUAAAGAUAAAAGCUUAGUGACUCAAAUAGACGGUAAAAUACGUGAAGAUCGACGCAAAGCAACUGCUACUGGUCUUACAAGAGCUGCAUUAGUUCUAUUACUACUAAAAAAAUUCGAUAAAGCUAAAGAUUAUGCUGAGAAAGCUUACAAAUUACGAUCAAAUGAUUUCGAAGUAUUGCUAAUAAAUGGUCUGAUUGAUUUGAAAUUUAGCAUCGGUAAAAAUACAAAUUAUUUCAAUGCUAUUUCUAAGGAACACAGCAGAAAACUUAUCGUUCUUCUUGGUACAGCAAAACAAUACGAAUUAAAUGAAUCACAUGAUCAAGCUAUUUUAAUUCUCAAUGCAUUAAUUGUAAGAUAUCCGAAGAUUUGUAUACCAUUAAUUGAAAAAAUGUAUAAUCAAUUAGCAUUGAAAGAUUGGGAUCAAGUUAUCGAAACUGCCAAUAGAAUUUUGUCAAUCGAUACUAAUAAUUUAGAUGGUAUUAAAGCUAAAACUGUUGUUAUUUUUAUUCGCGACGGUGAUUAUACAACAGGGUCCAAAGAUAUUCAAUUAUUUUUUCGUAACCUCAUGUUAGCUGAACAAAAAAAUAUUGAAAUUAUAACAAAAAAUAUAAAAUUAUUUACAUGUAUAAUUAAUCGGGAUGAAUUAAUCCUCCAAGAAUUAAUAAAAGUUAUGGAAAAAUUAAUUCAACAGAAUUCGAAUUUAAGCGAACCAAUGAUAGAACUCGGUAAUAUUUUUUUAAUGUUGAAUAAAAUAAAAGAAGCCGAGCAUUGGUAUCGCAGUGCAAUAAGAAUUGAUGAGUCUUCAUUUUCUGCUUUAAUGGGUUUAGCUCACUGUCAAGUUUUAGAUUCAUCACCAGGUUCAAUAGAUCUAGCCCGUCAACAAAUUGAUUUUCUAAUGGAAGUUCAAUCUAAUUCGCUAGAUCCACGUCUUCAUUUUAUGUCUGCACAAUUGUGCCGCAAUGACACAACGAAGGCACUCAAUUACCUCAAUAUGUCUGUCAAAUUAAUUUUAAAAAACAUUGAAAACAUUCCAUUUGGUUACAAAUAUUUAUAUGAACUGAAUCCAGAUUUUUGUUUAGAAAUCGUUAACCAGCAUUUAACUCAUACACCAACGAUUUAUAAUAAUACUGGACCACGUGACGACAAUGAAAAUUUAACUGUCGUACUAUUAAACAAAGUCGCCGACGCUUGUCCCGGUUUCGGAGCAGCCCUUCUGUUACUGGCUAAAGCGUCAAUGCAAAAUGGCGAUUUCGAGGAAGCAUUGGCUGCUUUAAAAAAACUUAUCGACUCAGUAGACCCGGCGAAUGCAUCAGCUCACUUGUUGAUGGCUCAAAUAUUCACUCGUCAAGCCGACUAUCAAUCAGCAUCAACAAGUCUUGAAGUUGGACUGAGUUACAAUUUUAAAGUUCGCGAUGAUCCACUUUAUCACCUUAUUACUGGAAUCAUUGAACGUAACAACGGAAAUUUAGAAUCAUCAAUCACCAGUUUGCGCAUGGCAAUGACAUUAAUUGAUUCACCCUCUAGAGAUACAGUGACUUUAUCAUCUUCAGACAAAGCGACACUUUAUCUAGAAUUGAUAUCAGCUUACAGUGAACUUAAAAAAUUUGAUGAAGCCGCGGCAUUAACGAGCGAAGCUAAAAUGCAGUUUGUUAAUACUGUAGAAGAAGGUCGUGUGAUUAUCGGUAAUGCUGAGCUUUGUUUGAUGACUGGGGAUAUUGAUAAGGCAAUAAAUUAUCUGAAUGAUAUACAAGCAGGCCAACCGUAUUAUCUACAAGCGCAUACGAUGCUCGCUAAUAUUUAUUUGAACCAACGAAAAGAUCGGCAUUCAUUCGCUAAAUGUUUUCGCGAACUGGUUGAUCAUUGUCCUGGACCACGGACCUUUAGUAUGCUCGGAGACGCUUACAUGGCAAUCCAAGAGCCAGAUCGCGCGAUCGAAGCUUAUGAAGAGUCGUUGAAAAAUAAUCCUGGGGAUAAAACACUUGCUAGCAAAAUGGGAAAAGCUUUAGUUAAAACUCACCAGUAUGGAAAAGCUAUAAAUUAUUACAAGGAAGUUGUUAAAAAUAAGUCAUGUGGAGAUCUAAAACUAGAUAUGGCUGAGUUGUUUAUGCGAAUGAAACAUUUUGAUAAGGCUGAAGCUGUUCUUAUUCAAGAACUACAGGACGGUAGGAUGGCUACGGAUUUAGCGAGCCUGGAAGUUCGUGGCAAGCAAUUACUGAUGCUUGCUAAGGUACGAGAGCGUGCGGGUGAUAUUAAAUUGGCUAUUUCGACAUUAAAGGAAGCUAGAGAAAAUCAGGUGAGAUGCAUGCAGCGAGCUUCAAUUGUUCCGAGUGGUACUGAUCAAAAACAAGUACUUGUGGAAAUUUGUUUAAUGCUUGCUGAGCAUUCUACUGCGAUACGAGAUUUUGAUGAAGCUAUUGGAUACUAUAAAGAUGCGCUACAACAUCGACCGAAAGAUAUCAAAGCGUUAUUGUCACUGGCUAAAUUAUAUAUGCAAGUAAAUGAUCUUGAUAAAUGCGCACUAAGUUGUAGUGCAUUAUUGAAUGCCGAUCCAAAUAAUGAAGCGGCAUCUGUUAUGAUGGCUGAUCUUGCUUUUAGAAAAGUCGAUUUCGAAACAGCUGCCUUUCAUUUUAGACAGUUAUUACUCAGGAAACCGACUUACUGGACGGCAUUAGCGAGAUUGAUUGAAGUUUCUAGACGUACUGGUAGUAUUGAAGACUUAAAUGAAUGGAUAGCAAGAGCAGAAGCCGCUACCGAAGGUUCUAAUCACGAAGCUGGGUUUUAUUAUUGCGCUGGAUUGCUAGACUGGAGAACUGGUAAAUUAAAUUCAGCAUUACGGAGUUUCAAUGCUGCACGUCGUGAUCCAGAAUGGGGUCAACAGGCUAUUUAUAAUAUGAUUGAAAUUUGUUUGGAUCCUGAUGAUGAUUCGGCAUUAUCUAGUGAAGCUUUUAAUGAAGAAGAUGCAGAAUAUCAAGACUCGAGAACUAUGGCUUUAAGAACUGCUGAACGACUUUUACAGGAAUUGAACCCCAAAGGAAGUCCUCAUGAAAUAUUAACUCAUCGAUUGUUAAGUAACUUUUUUUUACUUGCAACAAAAAUAAAAUCAAAAAUAGAGCAAGCGUUACAAGACUGUACGGUAUUAGCAAGUCAAGAAACACUUCGAGAUCACGUAGGACCGGCAUUAGGUCUGGCUACAGCUCAUAUUUUAUUGAAACAAACUCCUCGCGCGCGUAAUCAUCUUAAACGUGUUUCAAAAAAUGUUUGGACAUUUGAAGAUGCCGAAUAUCUAGAGAGAUGUUGGAUUUUAUUGGCUGAAAUUUAUGUACAAUCUAACAAAUAUGACCUUGCUAAUGAAUUAUUGAGAAGAGUACUUCAACACAAUGCCACGUGUGUGCGCGCGCAUGAAUUAUCGGGUACUAUUGCUGAAAAAGAACAAAACUACAGAGAAGCUGCAAUACGCUAUGCUCAAGCUUGGAAAUUUGGUGGUAAAACAAAACUCUCUAGUGGUUACAAGUUAGCGUAUUGCUGUCUUAAAAGUAAAAAAUACGCUGACGCUAUUCAAGCAUGUAAUGAAGUUUUACAUCAAAAUAAUGAUUUUCCUAAAAUUCGUAAAGAAAUUUUAGAAAAAUCAAUCAAUCAUAUUCGUACAUGAGAUAAA
Molecule: messenger RNA, 3921 nt
Organism: Microplitis demolitor
Lineage: Eukaryota; Metazoa; Arthropoda; Insecta; Hymenoptera; Braconidae
Product: tetratricopeptide repeat protein 21B
Exons: 3
Coding region: 1-3915 (1304 amino acids)
Biological process (GO): intraciliary retrograde transport; protein localization to cilium
Cellular component (GO): intraciliary transport particle A
Molecular function (GO): protein binding
Source: RefSeq, a predicted model, not a curated record